Molecule: messenger RNA, 4082 nt
Organism: Cololabis saira (Pacific saury)
Lineage: Eukaryota; Metazoa; Chordata; Actinopteri; Beloniformes; Belonidae
Gene: sec24d
Product: SEC24 homolog D, COPII coat complex component
Exons: 23
Coding region: 150-3395 (1081 amino acids)
Biological process (GO): COPII-coated vesicle cargo loading; endoplasmic reticulum to Golgi vesicle-mediated transport; intracellular protein transport
Cellular component (GO): endoplasmic reticulum exit site; COPII vesicle coat
Molecular function (GO): SNARE binding; zinc ion binding
Source: RefSeq, a predicted model, not a curated record
GUUUUCAUCACCGAGCCAGCGGUUCUCCUGCAGAGUUUGACGUGGCACUCUGCUCCCACUGAAGACUCCACACCACAGGACUCUGCCCACUCCAGGUUUAUCAUAGGAGUUAGAUUUUUGGCAUGAGAAGGAAGUGACAGCGUCUGAGAAUGAGCCACCAGGGUUAUGUAGCCGCGCCGCCGUACUCCCAGGCCCAGCCGGGGAUGGGCGGCUACCAAGCUGGCUUUGGAGCCGGACCGGCACCACCUGCAUACGGACACUAUGGAGGGCCGGCUCAGCCGUACAAUGCUCCACCGGCAGGUAUGAUGAAGCCCCCAGCUUCUGCAGCCGCUGGAAUGACGGCACCUCCAGUGCCCGGGCAGUACAAUCCAAAUGUCCAGCUGAACGGCGCUCACCCACAAAGAUACGGUGCACCCCCAGCUGCUCCUCAUGGUGAGCCUCCUCAAUCAGCAUACAACAGCAUGGCCCCACCCGGCCCUGCUCCAACACAACUGCUCACUAAUCAAAUGAGUGCGAUGAACAUGGGGAAAUAUGCGCCAGGCUCUAUGCAGAGUCCUCCUCCAACGAGCCCUGGGGCACAGCAGCCGUUCCAGACACCACCUCCUCCAGCGAUGGGCCAGCCUCAGAUGCAGAUGCAGCAGUCGCACCACAUGUCCCCACCACAGUCACCCCCCGCAGGCAUGCCGAUGGCUGGGCCCUCCAUGGCUGGGCCCUCGAUGGCUGGCCCACCGAUGGCAGGCCAGAUGAUGGGCGGCCAGCCGAUGGGAGGGCCUCCAAUGGCAGGCCAGCCAAUGGCAGGCCCACAAAUGGGAGGGCAGCCGAUGGCUGGGCCUCCAAUGGCUGGUCAGUCGAUGGCUGGCCCGCCGAUGGCAGGCAUGGGAAGACCCUUCCCCGGACCCCCACCUUCAGGUCCUGGAGGUUUCCAGCAGCCUGGUCCAGGAUCAGUUGGUCCACAGGGAUAUCCACAGCAGCCAGGUCAGUUUGGAGGACACAUGGCAGGGCCCCAGCCUGGAAUGCCAGGAGCGUUCCCCGGAGCCCCGGGAGCUCUGUCGGGCCCACCGCAGAAGAAACUGGACCCUGACUCUAUCCCAAGCAUUACCCAAGUCAUCGAAGAUGACAAGACCAAGCAAGGAGGACAAGUGUUCAGCACCAAUAUCAGAGGACAGGUCCCUCCUCUUGUUACCACGGACUUCACAGUUCAGGAUCAAGGAAAUGCCAGUCCCAGGUUCAUGCGCUGCACCUCCUACUCUCUCCCCUGCACCGCUGAGCUGGCCAAGCAGUGCCAAGUACCGCUGGCCACCGUCAUCAAACCAUUCGCCACUUUGCCAAAGAAUGAGACUCCACUGUAUGUUGUGAAUCACGGUGAGACGGGCCCGAUCCGCUGCAAUCGCUGCAAAGCCUACAUGUGUCCUUACAUGCAGUUCUCUGAUGGAGGUCGCCGCUACCAGUGCAGUUUCUGCAACUGCGUCAAUGAGGUGCCGGUCUUCUACUUCCAACAUCUUGACCACAUGGGCCGGAGGAUGGACUUCUACGAGAGGCCUGAACUCUCCUUGGGCUCCUAUGAGUUCGUAGCCACUCUGGACUACUGCAAGAACAACAAACCUCCCAAUCCUCCAGCCUUCAUCUUCAUGAUCGACGUGUCUUACAAUAACAUCAAGAGCGGCCUGGUCAAACUGAUUUGUGAUGAGCUGAAGACUCUGCUGGAGAAUCUGCCCAGGGAGGAAGGUGCAGAGAGCUCUGCCAUAAAAGUCGGCUUCGUCACCUACAACAAGGUGCUCCACUUCUACAACGUGAAGAGCGCUCUGGCCCAGCCGCAGAUGAUGGUGGUGUCGGACACGGCGGAGAUGUUUGUGCCUCUGCUCGACGGCUUCCUCGUUAACUAUCAGGACUCCAGGGCCGUAAUUUACAAUCUCCUGGACCAGAUCCCUGACAUGUUUGCAGACACCAACGAGAGUGAAACGGUCUUUGCCCCCGUCAUCCAAGCCGGCAUGGAGGCUUUUAAGGCAGCAGAGUGCAGUGGAAAACUCUUCCUCUUCCACUCAUCCAUGCCCACUGCAGAGGCUCCUGGAAAACUGAAGAACAGAGACGACAAGAAACUGGUCAACACUGACAAGGAGAAAACGCUGUUCCAGCCUCACAAGGGCGUGUAUGAGCAGCUGUCUAAAGACUGUGUGGCACAAGGCUGCUGCGUGGAUCUCUUCCUUUUCCCCAGCCAGUACGUGGACUUGGCAACCAUGGCUGAUGUGCCUUCACACACCGGAGGCUCCGUCUACAAAUACGGAAACUUCCAGAUGGAGACGGACGGUGAGCAUUUCCUCCGAGAUCUGAGGAAAGAUGUACAGAAGAGUGUUGGAUUUGAUGCCAUCAUGCGUGUCCGCACCAGCACGGGCUUCAGAGCCACAGACUUCUUCGGUGGCGUCCACAUGAACAACACCACAGACAUCGAGAUGGCAGCGGUGGACUGCGAUAAGGCGGUGACGGUGGAGUUCAAACACGACGACACCCUCAGCGAGGAGACCGGGGCGUUCGUUCAGUGUGCCUUGCUGUACACCACCAUCAGUGGCCAGCGACGUCUCCGGAUCCACAACCUCAGCCUGAACUGCAGCUCGCAGCUGUCGGAGCUCUACAAGAGCUGCGAGACCGACUCACUCAUUAACUUCUUUGCUAAAUCAGCGUACCGCGCCAUACUGAACCAGCCUGUGAAGAACGUGAGGGACAUCCUAGUCAACCAGAGCGCCCACAUGUUGGCUUGUUACAGGAAAAACUGUGCCAGCCCGUCGGCCGCCAGCCAGCUGAUCCUGCCUGAUGCCAUGAAGGUGUUCCCGGUCUACAUGAACAGCCUGAUGAAAACGGCCCCUCUGGUCGGCAGCACGGAGCUCUCCACUGAUGACCGGGCCCACCAAAGGCUCUCCGUCAUGGCCAUGGGGGUGGAGGACACGCAGCUGCUGCUCUACCCACGCCUGCUCCCACUGCACAACAUGGAUGUAGGAAGCGAGGCGGUGCCUGUUCCCGUCCGCUGCUCGGAGGAGCGUCUUGCAGACUCCGGCAUGUUCCUGCUGGAGAACGGGAACGCCAUGUUUCUGUGGCUGGGCCAGGCCAGCCCCCCGGACCUCGUCCAGAGCAUGUUCAACCUGCCCUCCCUCGCCCACUUGCAAGGACUCAUGUGUACGCUUCCAGAGCUGGACAACCCGUUGUCGAAGAAGGUCCGAACCAUCAUCACCGACCUUCUGGAGAAGAGGCCAAACUCCAUGAAGCUGCAGAUCGUCAGGCAGAAAGACAAGCCGGAGAUGUUGUUCCGUCAGUUCCUGGUGGAGGACAAAGGUUUGCACGGAGGGGCUUCCUACAUGGACUUCCUUUGCUACGUCCACAGAGAGAUCAGACAGCUGCUGACUUAACGGGCCAGGCUCGCCCCCCCCCGACCCCCCGCUCAGGUGGACUGGGAGAAACGCAGCAUCUCAUGGACUGUGCAGAAAACUCACAAGGUCUGUGUCAGUAGGUUUGAUUUGAAUAUUUAAGAUGAUGCAAGCAGCGCUUCAGAAAGACACCUGAACAGAGAGAAUCCAAGGUCCAAAGCUGCCUCUGGCACCGUUCGGUACACAAACACACGCAGCAUGACCUUACAGCUUGCCACUUAAAUAGGGUUGUUGUAAAUCUGGAGAAAUGAAUUGGACAACACAGAAUUUUCCACUCAGAUGCUUAGUGUGAUGGACUGACUGGAAGGACUUCACUGCCUCGCGCUGAAAUGCAUUUUGGCACCGGGCCUGCUGGCACAAAGCAAUACAACAUCCACUGUGUAUUAAAUUACUUCAAGCAUUCUCUUUUUUUUUUUUUAUUUCACUUUGUAAAUUUAUAGCAUCUGGAUGAGACAAAUGGUUAUUUAUGGGCUGUGCUGUAAGACGUUCUUUGUUACUCUCCCAAGAAGACAAAGUGCAUGAGGAGGCUCAGCAAAUCAUUUUAAAGUCCCAGUAAAGCAACUGCAAACAUUCACAUGGAAACAUGGUUUGAGUUGGACAGUAUUUCUUUAAAAAAGAACCUGAGAAUUGUUUAUUUUAAGUAGUAGAAUUGGACUGCUAAACUUUUUU